Messenger RNA from Schistocerca gregaria, 1663 nucleotides. RefSeq lists its product as uncharacterized. NCBI's taxonomy places the organism in Eukaryota, Metazoa, Arthropoda, Insecta, Orthoptera, Acrididae. The record is from RefSeq and is a predicted model, not a curated record. The coding region runs from base 1 to 1017 and encodes 338 amino acids. The transcript is spliced from 4 exons. Gene Ontology annotation, molecular function: palmitoyltransferase activity.
AUGCCUUUUUUUUCUUCAGCCUCAAUCUUAAACUUCAAUUUUCCGCCUCUUUUGGCUAUUCUUAUUCAUUUAAGACUAUUCGGCUUCAAAUUUAUGUGUACUACCUCAUCGAGAUUUUGGGCAUUUUGGGAAACUAGCUUCAAUCGCCUACUUGCUUUUUUGGGUCCAAUUCUUGUUUGUUUUGGGACUACUGCUAUCUGGUUUAUUAUAUAUAUUUACUUUUAUUGCAUCUUACCUUGGCUUUAUAACGACAAACCAGUUUUAGAAUUUAAACUUCAGAAUUUGUUAAAUAUAUUUGUUUCUAUCUAUUUAGCAGCUGCUAUUUUUUGGAAUUAUUUCGCUAGCGUGCUUGCCUUACCUAAACCCCUUGACACACAAAGAAUUUCAGCAGAUCAGUUUCACCAAUUACAGAUCCAAACGUUUAAAAUAUCUGGACAAGUUCUGCGCUAUUGCAAGUUUUGUCAAAUUAUCAAAGAGAAUAGGAUGCAUCAUUGCCAUAUCUGUAAACGGUGUAUCGCAGUUAUGGAUCACCACUGUCCUUGGAUUUGGAAUUGCGUGGGUGAACACAAUCAUCAUUUUUUUAUAUUACUGAACCUUUACUUGACAUUUGGUUCUAUCUACUUUUCUUCGCUGGCAUUCCUGCCAUUUAUCAACGCGCUUAGCUCAGAUUACUACUGGUCUAGUUGUUGUUCUCGGACCAUCGUCAUUUUUUCCUUCAUCUUGUCUAGUACACUUCUGGCUGCCCUUCUUGGCCUGACUACUCAGCAAUUCUAUCUUUUCUUUUCUGGAAAAACGUCAAUCGAAAAUCACUAUCAAAAAACGGAGUCUGAUCAAGCUUUUGACAAUCCUUACGACAGAGGUCCUAACUACCAUUUUGAGAAAUUCUUUGGUAUCCAAUGUUCAAGGCCAUGGUUUCUAUGGCUUAUUCCCGGACAGGUUAAAUUAGAUUCACUGAAAACAAUCUCUCUUCUGUCUAGAAAUCAAGCGGUAAUACAAGAAACAUUAAGGAUGGUAUGAAAUUAUUAAAAAAAAUAUUGGAAUAUCUCCUAGGUUUUUAAAGGCUUUGUGGGUUUACUUUUAAGAACAAACAAGCUGUUGGUGCUUUGAGAUAUGUAUUUUCGCUACAUUAGCCACCGAAGGUCCAAGCUUUGAGGGCACAAUCUUGACCCCCUGUAACAACUGUAUUCGAGUUAAUCCAAGUGACCUCAGUUCCCCCUCCAUGAUGCGCAUUUUUGUAGAUCACAUGGUUGUUUGGCUGAGAUACGUUCCAUAUAAUUAGAUUUGAAUCGGUACUGAUAGAGGCGAUAUGAACAUUAUCUGGUGACCAGGCAACCGAGUUGAUACGCGUAGUGUGAAAUACCCAAUUAUCAACCAGGCGCUUUUGUCCAUCCCAAACAAUAACUUCACGGUUUGAAUCUGCUGAUACUAGCUUAUUUUCGCCGGAAUAACUCAAUGCAGUUACCUCACCCCAGUGCUCAGAUAGAACGUAUUUUUGAGUAACAUUUGACUUAUUGGCCAAUGAGUAGACAUAGAUUUUUUUGUCUUUUCCUCCUACCGCAAUUUCAUCGCCCUUUUGAUUAACUGCAACAGAUAAUGGAUCGUAUUCAACAGACGUCCUAGAUACAAUUUUCGUGCCAUUGACAAUCAAUAUAGAUGUUCCGCC